Postia placenta MAD-698-R-SB12 is the source of this 606-nucleotide messenger RNA. RefSeq lists its product as hypothetical. The record is from RefSeq and is a predicted model, not a curated record. The transcript has 2 exons. Gene Ontology annotation, molecular function: DNA-binding transcription factor activity, RNA polymerase II-specific; RNA polymerase II cis-regulatory region sequence-specific DNA binding. Bases 1 to 606 code for a protein of 201 amino acids. Gene Ontology annotation, biological process: regulation of transcription by RNA polymerase II. Lineage: Eukaryota; Fungi; Basidiomycota; Agaricomycetes; Polyporales; Adustoporiaceae.
AUGGGUCACGAUCCGUCAUCCGGCAUGAUGCACAGACGCUCAUCUAUGUCUGUCGACCGUACUAUCCCAUCUCGCAUGACCGCGCAUGGUCCAUCACCCUACCCACGCAACCCCUCCAUAGCAUCGACGUCUACAUACGCACCGGAGCAGCCUGUGUCAGAGCCCUCCAUCAAGAAGAAACGCAAGCGGGCAGAUGCGGAGCAACUCAAGGUUCUGAAUGAAACGUACAACCGGACCGCUUUCCCCACCACCGAGGAGCGGGCCGAGUUGGCGAAGCGGCUCAGUAUGUCUGCUCGCAGCGUCCAGAUCUGGUUCCAAAAUAAGCGACAGGCGAUGCGCCAGAGCUCUCGCCAGGCAUCGACGUCCAUCCCCCCCACAACCAAUGAACCGUAUGGCGCCACGCCUCAUCAGGGAGCUGGCAUUCCCGCUACAAAUCCUUAUGGGGUACAUCCUUCCGCUUCCGCUAGCGCAGGUCCGGCCUAUGGCGGUCCCAUGCCGCAUCGCACGGCGAGCCGAUUGAUCCCGUCGCCUGCGCCAGCUGGUCGACCCCGGAGCCGCGAAGAGGAGGAAAGGGACCCUCGGCGAUUCACCGGACGCCAGUAUUGA